CUGCUUCUUCAACAUUCACUCUCCACUCUUCUACACUUCCUUCCCCACAUUGGUUUCCUUAGAGAUCAACUGGCUGUCAACCUCCUACCUCUCCAUGGCUUCGGUUAUUGAAUACGGUUGGCGGUAUCUGAUUACACAUUUCAGCGACUUCCAACUGGCAUGUCUGGGAAGUUUCUUGCUUCAUGAAAGUGUAUUUUUCUUCUCUGGGCUUCCAUUUAUUUUUCUGGAAAGGGCUGGGUUGCUGAGCAAGUAUAAGAUUCAGACCAAAAACAACAGCCCUGCUGCCCAGGAGAAAUGUAUCACCCGAUUGUUGCUGUAUCAUUUUUGUGUCAAUCUACCAGUUAUGAUUGCCUCCUAUCCUGUCUUCAGAUACAUGGGCAUGCGAAGUAGUUUUCCAUUGCCGUCCUGGAAAGUUGUUUCGACUCAGAUAAUAUUCUAUUUCAUCCUGGAGGAUUUUGUGUUUUACUGGGGGCAUCGUGUUUUACAUACAAAAUGGUUAUACAAACAUGUGCACAGUGUUCAUCAUGAAUAUGCUACACCAUUUGGACUGACAUCUGAACAGUUGAGGCACAUUGUGGCUACCAUUUCCCAUGGAGCCUCUCAAAUUUCGUUCUUCUCUAUGGAGGUGCUGAUUUUCAUGACUACCAUCAUCGUUUGCUUUAUACCAAAUCUGGCAACUACUCAUCUACAUUUGUAUACAUGGACUGGAUAUUUGGUACGGAUGAGGGUUACAGAAAAUUGAAGGCAUUAAAGAAAACUGGAUUCAAAGAAGGCAGCAAGCAAACAUAGACGGCAGACAUAAAAUCAAUUUUCCUGAAGUAUGCAUGAGAAGGAAGGGAUCCUGAUUUGGAGCAUCUUGGAAAAGGUCUGGUUUUAUAUCCUUGGUUCAUCUUGUGUGCAGCAAUCAGCUUUUCAUGUUUAAUUGCUGUUGAUGUGAUAAUUUGGAAUCAUUGGAUAGAUUUCUUUAGACAUUUUGCAACCCUCCUUUUUUCCCUGCAUGAAUGAAGCUGUUUUCCUAUUCUCAACCUCUUUUAUAAAGCACCCAGCUACUCUGCUGUCCAUUAUUGGAUAGUGAAAGGUUAAUUUCUUAUUAACCAUUUUAAAGACUGUGUCUUUCUGCCAUUUGAUCUCAAAGAUGUGAAUGAUAUACUGUAAUCAACAUUCCUUUUCUGCCGGGUUGAUGUCAUGGUUCUUGUUGGGAAAUUUUGUUGAAAAUUAUUCAGCUGAUAUCAUAAGGGUGAAAAGAAUUGAAAUGCUCAAAGGUGAUGAUCUCAAAUUACGGGAGGAGGGUCACAUGCAUUAACCCAAAUUUUCUUUUUUCUACGUAGGGGUUAUUGACGAGAAUGGUCCGAUUUGACACAAGUAUAUGAGGCUUUCCAUCCAUUAUGUGAUUUAUCAUUUGUCCAGCUCUCCCACCAAACUUUUUGUUUGAAUUUACUGUUUCUAUAAAUCAUGUGUGUUUGA
Molecule: messenger RNA, 1464 nt
Organism: Rubroshorea leprosula
Lineage: Eukaryota; Viridiplantae; Streptophyta; Magnoliopsida; Malvales; Dipterocarpaceae
Source: the annotation of a GenBank genome assembly